UGUGGGAGUUGAAUGUUGACUCAUACUUUGCUCAGACUGAGAUGAAACCGCCAGACUUCGAACGAGGUGGACAAGUCUUCAGUAUACACGGCUUGAUUGAAGGACUGCUCACCUCUGGAUCUUGGCUCUAAUCGCAACGACAGCGCCCAGCAGACCUGAUAAGCUAAGGGACAAAAUCAAUACCUGGGAAAUCAGAGUUCACCACUUGAACCAUGGAUGAGGAAAUUGAGAUAACCGAUGAGAAGGACUGGAGAGAACUUGAACCAAACUACCCCGUCAAAAUCUUCAUGACGAUCUUUUACAGCCUCAUCCUAGUGACAGGUAUUGUGGGUAAUUCAGUCACUAUCAGAGUGACACAGGUGCUGCAGCGAAAUGGCUACCUGCAGAAGAAUGUGACCAACCACAUGGUUAGUCUGGCCUGCUCUGAUUUGUUGGUGCUCCUCAUAGGCAUGCCUGUGGAGCUCUACUUUGCCAUCUGGUUCCCAUUCAGCUCCACAUCGGGCAACGCUUCCUGUAAGAUCUACAACUUCUUGUUCGAGGCGUGCAGCUAUGCCACCAUUCUAAACGUAGCCACGCUUAGCUUUGAACGCUAUGUGGCUAUCUGUCACCCAUUUCGCUUCAAAGCCCUGGGCGGGAAACGUACCUCUGCCUUAAUCACCUUUGCUUGGCUGGUGUCCGUGCUCGUGGCCCUUCCAUUGCUGGUUGCCACAGGAACUCAGGGCCACAUUCCUGUCCGAGAAGAUACGCCCGUCCAAAAUCUGACGUUCUGCACCAAUCUCAGGGAGCACUGGGUGAUGUACAGAGUCAGUAUUUUUGGGGCGUUCAUCGUCUACAUGGUCGUGUUGAUCUGCGUGGCCUUCAUGUGCCGAGCCAUGAUCAUGGUCCUGCAGAAGCCUAUGGGUUCAAUAGACGGAGAGCCCAAUGGAAUACAAAGAGCAUCAAAGCAUGAAAGUUCAAAGGUCAAGAUGGCGAGGAAGCAAACCAUCCUUUUUCUUGGUCUCAUCGUGGGUUCUUUGACCGUGUGCUGGCUUCCCAACCAGAUUCGUCGUCUCAUGAUGGCCUCCGUGCCCAAGUCCCACUGGACUACUUCCUUCUUCAGGAGCUACAUCACACUUCACCCUGUGGCUGACUCCUUCUUCUACCUCAGCUCUGUGCUGAACCCAUUCCUUUACAAUCUGUCCUCCAGGCAGUUCAGGGAGGUCUUUCUUCAGGUACUGCGGUGCCACCUCACUAUCGAACACGUGAACAAGCGCACCUUGAAGAACACCCAUGCUGCUUCUGCGCGCUCACAGCUGCCCCUGUUGAAGUCCUUGCGUCGAAGCAGAGCAAACCACACCACGAGGGAACAAGAAAAGAACCCUCCCACUUUCACAAGCUUUCAGAAGGAUAGUGACGUAGGAGAUACUCAUACAUCAGAUAUUGAGACGACCGCCACUCUGACUGAGCAGUCAGCUUCAGUUCUCCAAAUAAAGACAGAUGAACCAUCGGAGACUGAAAUAUAAUGUGCUGUAGCCUACAAUUUAUUGUAACACAAUGCACACUAAAAACAAACAUGGUGGAAACUUCGAUCUCGGUCACCAGGACACUUGUGCUGUGCCAUUAGAAAGAAAUAAAGAAAUAUUAUUUAUACCCAGUAAACCCAGUAGGCUACAAGGUGUUAAAUCAUGAAUUUCAAUGACAGAUCGAAGUCAGCUGACUAUGCGGCAAUAAAAAACCUUGCAUUCAACAUAAAACGGUACAUUUCGUAUGAAUUUGGUUAAAGUUAAACGCUUGUGAUGUGUGGGUGCUUGUAAUCUUUGCAUAAAUAUUAAAAUUGAAAUCUGAUGUUGAGUUCUAAUUCAACUGAUGUUCAAAAUCUCAUGUAACAAUAACAACACUCGUGAAAACACACUCACAAGCAUAAAUAGCACAAAUACAUGUUGCUUUCCUGUCGAUUGCAGAGGGUGGAACUGCAAUUGUGUGGUGAUGCAAGACUGGCCCCAAAAACACAGUUUACUUUACCCAUUCACGAACAUCCCAACAUUACCCUUUAUAUUAUCAGAAUUAAGAUUACAGUCCAAUCAAAUUAGUAUUUCUGUAUUUAAAUGCACAUAGUAAAUUAUUUCCUUAGAAAGUAUAUACCCAAAUAACUUCCUGAAUAAUAAAUUAAGGUAAAUAAGGUUGAUAUGUAGGCUUGAAAUAGUAAAUAAAGGAACUGUAGAAUCCUGCAUGUUGUUGUCUAUGCAAUAGACACAACUAACAAUACCACAAGUCCUUCUAAUUAAUUGUAGUAAAUGUGUUUUCUGUCCAUGCCACUUUUGGGGUCAUGGCAGAAACAGAUGUUGCCAUUCUCCCACACAAUGAGCAUUAUAUUAUUCACUUGUGAUCAUCUUGGAACCACAUGGUAUUCAGGUCUUUUAAAACGUCUGCACCAUUCAAACUAAAUGAUGUUCCUCAACUUGAUGUUGUUCCACGCUCUGACAGUUGAUGGUGAUUUAGAACACAAAACACAGAAAUGCAUCAAAAAAAGAUGGGGCCUGGAAACCAGCAAUUCUUAUGGUUGUAUGUCUAUCCUAUGACAUCCGGAGGAGAUGUGAUAAGGUCUAGUGAUGUGACCGGGGUAGGGGUUAAAGAGGACAGUUACACUUCCAACACAUGCGAUACACUUACUCUACAUGCUGCCUUUAACUUUAAGGUCAGUUCAAGAGAAAGAAAAAUCAUGUUUAAAAUCAUCAAACCAACAAACAUCACAAUUUUCAUAUUUCAUAUUUCAAAAGCAACAGAAUGUGACCAUUUGAUGAGUUAUAUGUGUACAUUAUGUUUUAAGUGAAGCACAUCACAGUACCUUCUAUCAUAGAAAAUAACUAAGUAAGUUAUCUCAGUGGCCUUAAGUCUGGAAAGUGACUCCAGGAGUUGGUGGUUGUCCCUGGACAAAUUCAUUACUGUUGUGCCACCUCUAAGCAAACUUGUAAUUUCAGAAAUGAGAAGUGAUGCCAUAACAUGUUGGUAGUUUGAAAAAGAUGUCAGUAUUUCAGCAUGCCCUUGCAGCUCUAUGUACAGCUCUAUGUGUGAGCAGAAAGCUAUUGUGGUUUCAGAACUAGCAGAGAGAAGUUUCAAAAUGCAACAGAACUUAGAAAUGGCUUUCACAAUACAAUAUUCAAAAUAUGCUGGCUCUGUGAGGUGCUAUAUUCAAAGGCAUAUGCAUCUUUAUCUAUCAAUUACAUUAUGUAAUGACUGCAGAUUCCUGCAAAUCAUUUAUUAAUAGCAUGGCUGCACAUAGCAUACUAAGUUCAUUCAUAUGCUGCAAACUUGGUGAUUUUUAAUGGUUUUCAUAAAGAUAAAUCAUGGAGUUAUUUAAUCUAGAGAUCGAGUGGAGAAUGAGUGAUGAAGCUUAAUUUACUUCUUAUCUUUCCUGCAAUAGAUCUUAUUUGACCUUGCAGUGUAUAAAAGACAAAUGUGCAUAAGCCACCUGCUGUCUGAUAAAUAGCUCCAGGCCCUGGGAUCCACAGCACUGCUCUUUUCCUCCUCACCUUACCCAACUCCACUUGUAAGCUGUGAGGAUAGAAAUUUCCAGUGCUGUGGGAUGUUGGAACUCUGAAGUCAAGCUGCGACAAAAAGCAGGGAAGAAAGAACACAAAUACUGUACAAAGCUUCAACAUGCCUCAUAGAAUAAACAUUUCAAAGCGUACAUCUCAGCUUAAACAGUUCUGGUUCAUAUCUUGUGUAUUGUCAGCAGCAGAACUUUGUUCGUUGAUGGCCCAUGUGAAGGUCUGUCAGCAGAGGGUGAGGGGGAGUAGGAGGAUGUAGACAGAAAAUACAGGGAGCAGUGGCGUGGUCAGAGUGAUGGCAGCGGACUGUUGGGGGCGCCUCUUCUGGCGUGGUCCAUUACACAGCGGUGUGUUACAGCAGGUGAUGCACACUGAGUUGAGCUUGCUGGUACAAAACUGCUGGUAGCCAGAGGAAGCAAUCAGACAAGCUCCAGAUGAGGCGCAGGACUUGCGGUAGUGAGUCCCUGAAAUGGACAGAAAUAGAUACCUUUAAGCCGAGAGAGAGAGAGAGAGAGAGAGAGAGAGAGAGAGAGAGAGAGAGAGAGAGAGAGAGAGAGAAAGUGUGUGUGUGUGUGUGUGUGUGUGUGUGUGUGUGUGUGUGUGAGAGAGAGAGAGAGAGAGAGAGAGAGAGAGAGACAAUACAUCUCAAUAUAAUUGGGAUGUAUUAUCUCAUUAAUGGAAUUUCAGUUUAAAAAAAAAUAAAACAUGUUUCAAGAAAACUAGAUCAUAAAUAACAUUUCUUUAUUGGGCUGAUGCUCCCAAGUUAAGUCAUUAUUUUGAGCAGUUUUCUGGGUCUCUUAAACAGUUGAUAUGAUACACAGUAAUUGUCAGUGCAGUGUUAACAUUCCAUGUAUAAGCAUUCCAUGUAUGAGGGUAUAUAAAGCCCUAUUACCUUGGAGCUAACAUUGCUAACAAGCAGCAAGGUGGAAUACUGCUUAAGUAGGGAGUGGAAAUGAGAAGGGCCACACUGACAGUUGACCACCAGAAACAUACCAGUUAUUAGGUGAUUAUUCUUAUUAGCCACUCAAGCCAAAAUCGGGCAGGCAAUGCCCAGAAGUUCGAGCGGGUCGUCCACUAAACAGAGGACUGACGGUUGAUCCCCAUUCUGCAUGCAAAAGUGUCCUUUGGCAAGAUACUGAACCCCUAAUUGCUCAUGAUGGCUGUGCUGGCAGUGUGUGAGAGAUAGGGAAAGUGCUGCACGUGUAGAUGUAUUGUAUGAAUGUGUGUGUAAAUGGGUGGUAAAACUGUUCUGUGGAGAGCUUUGAGUUGUCAUUAAGACUAUAGCUCUAUUUAAAUAUAGACCAUUGACUAUUUGUCGAGGAGGAGGAGGCCGCAGCAUGAAGCAUGUCCCUCCACAGUUGCCAAAGCUUGCUCAUUGUUGGAACUGUUGGGUUUCACUUUCAUAUUGUAUGGUCUCUGAUGUAUUAUGUAAAACGCCUUGAGGUCAUGUCUGGUGUGAUUUGGUGCUAUACAAAUAAAAUGCAACUGAAAAGUUGAAUUGAAAUCAACCAGCAGCAGCACUUGACCAGAAGAUAAAGAAUGAUCCACUCUGCAGCAGAUCAGCUAGCGUGGAUGAUGUGAUUUUCUUUGAUGCCCUCAAUCAUUCAGUCUUAAAGCCUUAUCUCUCACUUUACAUUUUACUGGGCACAUAUCAUACAUGCAGCCUUUAAGGUGCAGUGGUGAAAAUAAACAUUUCAAUGUCUCUACUUGUAUUUACCUAUAUACCAUGUUGUUAUAUUAUAUAUACACAUUUCAACAUGUUCAGCCCUUUUUGUUUUGUUCUGGUUAAUAAAAAUUAAACUUAAUGAUA
Molecule: messenger RNA, 5337 nt
Organism: Limanda limanda (common dab)
Lineage: Eukaryota; Metazoa; Chordata; Actinopteri; Pleuronectiformes; Pleuronectidae
Gene: gpr39
Product: G protein-coupled receptor 39
Exons: 3
Coding region: 213-1502 (429 amino acids)
Biological process (GO): G protein-coupled receptor signaling pathway
Cellular component (GO): membrane
Molecular function (GO): G protein-coupled receptor activity
Source: RefSeq, a predicted model, not a curated record